Epinephelus moara (kelp grouper) is the source of this 3091-nucleotide messenger RNA. It is a transcript of the gene gtf2a1, whose product is annotated as general transcription factor IIA, 1. The transcript has 10 exons. Gene Ontology annotation, cellular component: transcription factor TFIIA complex. The coding region runs from base 223 to 1422 and encodes 399 amino acids. The record is from RefSeq and is a predicted model, not a curated record. Lineage: Eukaryota; Metazoa; Chordata; Actinopteri; Perciformes; Serranidae. Gene Ontology annotation, biological process: transcription initiation at RNA polymerase II promoter; transcription by RNA polymerase II.
GCAGCUCCAUCGCUCAGUAUAUAAAGCAGGACAACGACGGAAGGAGGACGGCUGGGGACUCGCAGCCCGGGAUUGUAAAUAAGACCGCUAAAACUGUGUUUUAUUUACAAAAGUAAUGCCGGCUGUUUUAAAAUAUCGUUCCCAGUUGUUUUAAGUCGUUUUUCGUAAUUUUUGGCUCUUAUUUCUCGCCUAUUGCCGUGUGGUUUUUACACUACGCGUAUAAUGGCGAGCUCGGCUAACUCGAACCCAGUGCCUAAACUAUACAAGUCUGUGAUUGAGGAUGUGAUCAGCGAGGUGCGAGAGCUGUUCCUGGACGAGGGAGUGGAUGAGCAAGUGCUCCUGGAGCUGAAAACGCUAUGGGAAAACAAACUGUUGCAGUCCAAGGCAGUAGAGGGCUUCCACACUGAGGAGCAGGCAGCCCUGCAGGCCGCUCAGCAGCAGCAGCAGCAGCAGCAGGUACAGCAGCAGGUACAGCAGGUCCAACAAGUCCAGCAGGUGACUCAGCCAGCGCAGGCCCAGCAGGUCAUCCUGCCCCCUCAGCAGCAGCAAGCUCCCCAGCAGCAAGUCAUUGUUCAGGAUUCCAAGAUUCUACAGCACAUGAGUGCAACGGGGAUGAGUGCAGCAGCUACCGCAGCAACCCUUGCUUUGCCCACAGGGGUCGCCCCAUACCAACAGCUCAUCACCAGCCAAGGUCAGAUCCUGCAGGUGGUUCGUGCACCCAAUGGGGCUCAGUACAUCAUCCAGCAGCCUCAGCAGCAGAUCCUCCUGCAGCAGCAGAUGCAGCCUGGUGGUGUGCAGGCACCGGUCAUACAACAGGUAUGCCCUGUUAGACAGGUCCUGGCUCCUCUGCAGGGAGGCCUGCCCCAGCAAACAGGAGUUAUCAUCCAGCCGCAGCAGAUCGUCUUAGCUUCAGGAAACAAAGUCCAAGGCAAUACACAGGUGAUGCAGGCAGCAAUGGCGCAGCAGCCUGGUCAGGCAGCAACAGCUCAGGUCCAGCAGGUUCAGCAGGCCCAGGGUGCAGCUGCGCCCCAGGCCCCACCACAGGCCCAGCAGCAAGCCCAGGCUCAACCCCAGCCUCAGGCACAGCAGCCUCCCAUGAUACUGCAGGCAGACGGCGCCGGAGACACCUCCUCAGAAGAGGACGAGGAUGAGGAGGAGGAGUACGAUGAGGAUGAUGAGGAGGAGAAGGACAAAGAUGGGGGCGAGGAUGGGCAGGUCGAAGAGGAGCCACUGAACAGUGGGGAUGAUGUCAGUGAUGAGGAGGACCAGGAGCUGUUUGAUACAGAGAAUGUAGUGGUGUGCCAGUACGACAAGAUUCACAGAAGUAAGAACAAAUGGAAAUUCCACCUGAAGGACGGGAUCAUGAAUCUGAACGGGAGAGACUAUGUCUUCUCCAAAGCCAUUGGGGAUGCCGAAUGGUGAAGUAGAAAAGAAAAAAAAAAACAGACAAAGCAACAGGAGCAGGAACUCUGUAACUCCUUCUAUCCAGUUAACAGACACUUCAAUAUCCUUCCAUAUCCUGUGACUGGAUUCAUUUCAGGAAACUUCUGCCGAGUCUUUGAGAACUCUGACGAACCCAAAGGACUGUGAGGUACCGUAAAACCAGGGUGUCGUCAGAAACACUCGACUUGCCUUGCGGGAUGAGAAACCCACAGGGGGAAGGGAACGCCUGCGAACAGAGCGCUCUUUAUCUUUUUUUGCUUCUUCCAGGCUUCUCUACGUUUUUCCUGAGAGAAUUCACACACAUUGGAAAGUAAGCAUUUCACAUCGUACAGGUGUAGUGGACCAGGGUGACCUGACCCGCCCUGCCACAGGAGGGUCAGAGGUCACUCAUUAUAACCCCGUAGAUGAGAAACACGUUCAUGAUGCACUGUAGUCGGUUGACUGGAUUGACUCGUGUCCACAUUUAAGUCCAAACUUAGUGCCACCAGUCGGGAUUGCUGCCUUUAGAACGGCCAGAAUCAACUUUUGGCUUCUGAUUUUUGUUCUUGGAUCGUAAUUCUCUCAAUUCAUGUUUAUGAAAAUGGUGCUCCAGAGUGUUUUAUGUAGUUAUCAACCUGUUAUUGUUUUAAGCUUUUUUUUUUUAAGAAUGUGUUUGAUGAAGGGUUCAGACAAAGAAGGCAAAAUUACAUUAAUCUUAAAAUAACUAAUAGUCGUUUAAAGGCAUUAUUUUAAUCUUCUAUCAAGUGCUCAAUCCAAAAAGUAGUUAUUAUUUUCCUCAUCAGCUUCUCUGGAGCUUUCAUUCCAUGUUUAUCCAAAAAUACUUUACAAAAAAAAAGCAAGAACAGAUCCAACACUGAAUUCAAGAAUUGUACAAAAUGUCGAAAGUUUGUCCUGUUGGUGUAAAUUCUUUGCUCUUAUUUUAGUUUCCUGCAGCCGUCUGAAAAUUUGCACUGUCAGUUUAUCAAUGUGUUGUGAAUCAGUCAGUCGAGUUAAUCAAUAGCCACAGCGUGCUCUCUUCUGUCUACGUGUGUGUGUGUGUGUGUGUGAGAAAGAAAGUGUGAGACAGUGACUGGCUGUACAGGCAUGUGCUGAGUGUGUUCACUGUGUGUGUGUGUGUGUGUGUGUGUGUGUGUGUGUGUGUGUGUGUGUGUGUGUGUGUGUGUGUAGGUUGAUUGAUGUGUGUUGUCACUGCUUUUCUCUGGAAAUGUGUUUAUUUUUCUUGCACACCCCAUAAUCUCAAACUGUCACAGUUCAAACAGUAAUUUUUUUUUUUUUUUUUUUUUUUUUUUUUGGUGGGGACAGGGCGGUGUCCUUUAUUUUAUUUUAUUUUUUUAAUUUAUUCCUGAAAGUUCACGAAAUGUUCUAUUUUUUGAAAAGGUUGGAAAGCCGCACCAAACUGUGCUCUUAUAAUCUAAUAAGUGUUCCUUUAUUAUUUUUUUUCUUUGUCGGUUGGACUAAGCUACAUAACGCUGUGCUCCAAAUCAUUUCGUCCACCAUAUGUUCUCCUGUGCUUUCAUUUUAAUCAUGACUUUUAAAUGAGAAUAUUUUCUAUCGAAGUGAGUUUAACUCGGGGGGGCCGUGUGUUUCUCUGCAGUUUGUUUUUAGUGCCCCUGUUGCAGCAAUUUGAAAUAAAGUACGUGUUUUUUGA